AUGGUGGGACGUUACGUGUUUGUUCAUGUUCCCGGAUAUAUGGCUAUUCUUACGCUUUGUGAGCUUGAAAUCUACGGGGAUUUGAUAGACAACCAAGCAAGUGUUGGAGCUGCUACACAGUCAUCAACAUCCAAGAACUGGUCUGCUGACAGGGCCAUUGAUGGAGAUCGAGGUCUCCAGCGGAUCAAUAAAGGAUGUUCCUCCACCCUUAAUGAGACAAGCCCAUGGUUAAGGGUGGAUCUGCUUUAUUUUUACGCUAUCAACAGGGUCGUCAUCACUAACAGAAAUGACAGCAAUGCAGGACAAAUAACAGGCCUGGAGAUUCACAUUGGAAGUUCUUUGGAGAACAACGGCAACAACAACCCCAUAUGUGCUGUUGUUCCUGGUAUUCCAGUGGGUGAGUCCUACAACUACACAUGUAAUGGGAUGAUAGGACGUUACAUCAAUCUGAUCAUUCCUGGAGACUUGCAGAUGCUCACUCUGUGUGAGGUGGAGGUUUUUGGAAAAGGUCCUGUUUUUGGAAGAUCAUUUGUAAGGAUGCACUUUAGCUCCACAAUGGAUUUGACCGACCAGACAAUGAGUAACAAUAUUCUUCAGCAGGCAUACACAGCUGUAUCGGCCAAUGAUAUUUAUUGA
Danio aesculapii is the source of this 636-nucleotide messenger RNA. RefSeq names its product fucolectin-like. The coding region runs from base 1 to 636 and encodes 211 amino acids. The transcript is spliced from 5 exons. NCBI's taxonomy places the organism in Eukaryota, Metazoa, Chordata, Actinopteri, Cypriniformes, Danionidae. The record is from RefSeq and is a predicted model, not a curated record.